GCUUCCUGCGUUUGUGGCGUGGGGAGGGCAGGUCUCAUUAGCUGCUUUGUGCAUAAUAAAUAUCAACAAGUUUCUUUACAGCUGAUUUCAACUUCUUUAUAUUAGCAGACGAGGCGUUGGUUCGUUCAGAGGCAUCGCUGUCCGAUGUGUUUUGGCGUUCAGUUCUUGUUAACCACUUAACUCAGAGGCAACAGUGUACAGGGCGACACGGAUGAUCAAUCUGUGACCUAACAGCAGGAAGAAGAGAGGCUAACCCUGAAUAUCUUAGUCCAAGCAAAGGGAAGGAUGGCCUGGGUAGUUUCAUUGUUUACUAUUUUGAGUACACUAGCACUGUCAGGUGCUGAUGAAAUACGAGUUCCCCCAUCUAUUGUGUCACCAGUAGAGCCACAGCAGCUACUUUACUUACAAAAUGAUAGGGUGGAAGUGAACUGUAGUGCCACUGGACAACCAGCUCCUACAUACAAGUGGCUGUGGAACGGGAACGAUAUAAACAGUGACUAUAUCACCUUCAGUGCAACAACAGGAAUCCUGACAAUGACCAGUCUCACUACAAGAGAAGAAGGCUUGUUUGUGUGUUAUGCCAAGACAACCUUUUCUAAUGCGAUGACAGCCACUGCUGUUUCUGCAGCAGUAGAAAUCCGAGUAGCCCGUGUAGAAGAUUUUAUAAAAAGACCUCUUGCGGCGUACACUGGUACUGAAGGAAACUAUGUAACCAUUCCUUGUGACAAAGAUCUUCCUAAGUAUUAUGGAGCCAUCACUUUCAAGUUGUACACAGCUCGCAGUACAAGAAAUGAGGAGGUUUUAACAGAUGAACGCAAGUUCAUUGAUCAAAGAGGCAAUUUGCACUUUUCAUAUGUACUCAAGUCAGAUGAGAGGGUUGGAAACACUACAUACAAAUGCGCAAUCAGCAGUACUCCGACUAAUGUCAUCAGACUUGGCAACGAGAACACCCUGACUGUCAGAAGCACUGGACAUAUUGCAAAUUCAGCACCGAAGCUUCAGUAUAAGACCUCUGGCUCAUUCCUCACUGUGGAAAUUGGAAUAAAUGCCACACUACAGUGUGUCUUCAGCGGAUACAUCGCAAGCAGCAUCCCAUCAGAGACAGUACCCAGAGUCACGUGGUAUGAUCAGGAUGGACGAGCCAUCACACAAGGAGGUCGCUAUAAUAUUACCUCAAAUGGCAAAACUCUUACGAUCAUGAAUGUGACAGAAGAUGAUGAGAAGAUCUACCACUGCAGAGGAACGAAUUCAAUGGGUACUGCUGAAGGAAACCUGACUCUCAAUGUCACAUCACGUCCCAUUUGGGUAAAACCUUUGAAGUCAACGACCGUUGUACAAGGAAAAGAUGCAGUGCUUUCCUGUGUCACCCGGUCUGCAAAAGGUGAACUGAGUCCCAGUCAGCCAAAGUGGGCCCUGAAUACAGAUCAGUUUGGCUCCUUCUAUGAUUACAACAAGUACCAGUUCAGUGCUGACAAGACCACACUGACAGUCAAGUCUGUUAACAAGGAUACAGACAUCGCCUGUUUCCAGUGCACUGUGGCUAACAGUGUUGGCGUGGUUCAUGGUGAUGGUUGUGUCAAUGUUAUAACGCCGAUUGAGCUCAAAGUAAAACCAUCAGCUGAACAGUCAGUCAAUAAGGGAGAUGUGGUGGACCUGACUGUAGAGGCCUCCACAGACCCACUCUAUGCACCUAACAUGACUUACUCCUGGAUCUUCAAAAAUGUGACUUACACUGGUGACAAGGCUCCACCUUACGUGACCUAUGACCUUGUCAACAAGAGGGCUUACAUCAACACCUCGGGGCUCACUGAUGAGGAGUUCAAGAGCAUUGGUGGCAUUUACCGCAGGGUUAUCUCCCAUCCAGUGGAGACGGUUUAUGUUGAUGUCAGUGUUGAGACAGAACAUGUACCUGUAGUGAUCCCAUGUACAAAGGACACACCCUGUACAACCAGCCAUGCCCAGGUUGCAAGUAACAGCAUAGAAAAUUUGCUGUCAAUACUUCUCACAACCAUGCUAUAUUACUUUAUUUGUUAUUGUAAAUAUUAAGACAUUUUUCUUUGCUCUCUCUUCACAUACAUAAAGAGGCUUGAUGAUUAUACAUCCUACUCUAGAAGAUGUGUCAGCAUAGCCAUCAAGUGCUGAUCUAUUCGGUGACCAUAAACUUUAACUUGGCAUUUGUUACCCAAGGUUUCUAGAUUUUUCUAGUUUUUGCCUACAAGGGACAAGAAGAAUUGAACUUUAUUAAGUAAAUAAAUUCAUCUUAACAGAUAUGCCUAUAACUCUAUAACUGCCAAAGACAUAUUUUAGCCUUUAGAAAUUUCAAUCUUUUGAAAAAUCCAUUGAUUUUCAUUUCACAGCAGUCUAUGUGUUAGCUAUUCAUAUUUUGAGUAUUAAUUUUAUUAAUGCAUUACUGUGUAUGUACUAAGUGUACACAAGUAUAACUCCAAGAAGUUGUUCAUGUGGUGCUAUUGGUACCACGAAAGAUAUGAAUACUCUGUACUGUCUGUUCAUUUUCUCCAGAAUUCCUUUUUGUUUCGUAGAUUUCUUGAUAGCUGCAUUUUCUGUACAUUAUUUUCCCUGGUGUAAAGAAGAAUUGAAUUGUAUCAAUAUAAUGUAAUAAAAAUAAAAUGUUCACACUAUUUUAUUACACAAUUUCAUGUUAAUAAUUUUUACAUCUGCACUGUUACAUCUUAUUAAUUUCAGCGCAGUACUUCAAUACUGAAUGCAUGUACAAUCAGAUUUUGUAAGAUUCACAGUUCAUAAAUCAGAAAAAUUUGGUGAUGAAUUAAAAGUUAUUAAACGUUUAUUAGUUUUA
Messenger RNA from Pomacea canaliculata, 2815 nucleotides. Its product is annotated as hemicentin-1-like. The transcript is spliced from 12 exons. NCBI's taxonomy places the organism in Eukaryota, Metazoa, Mollusca, Gastropoda, Architaenioglossa, Ampullariidae. Bases 286 to 2046 code for a protein of 586 amino acids. The record is from RefSeq and is a predicted model, not a curated record.